UCAUGUCGGUAAUCACAAUCAGAAUCUGCAUAAGGAACAGGGAUUAGUGAUAUCACUGGGUUGAGUGUUACUAAUCACCUGCCUGUGGAUGCCCCCUUUGGCGUGUAUCCUAUUCUCUGAGCUCAAACUCAGCUGAAUGCCUGGAUUCUGUUCACACAGCGGCAGCGCAGAGUGAGACACACACUCAGAGACACACUUAGAGACAUGACGGUGUGAAUGAGUGGGGGGGGAGUAAAAGAGAGAACGCUGUACUAGGAAAAAGUAAUAGCAGGUUUUCUUUUUCAUCUCGUUGGCGUUAGGUUGAAGGGGGGAAAGAGUGCGAGAUUACACCAUAUCCGGGCGAAAGUGAGUAAGAGUGAAAAGAAAAAGGGAGCGUACCCUGUCAUUUCUCGAAGCCGCUGGCCAAACUCCUCAGCCCGGUUCAAGCUGUUUCUCCGACUGCGCAGUUCCUCGAUCGACUCGGCAGAUUUUGGUCGCCUGUUCGCACACUGCAGAGGUGUACACUUCUCUACAAAAGGUGUGCAUUUGGCCAGGUUUUAGUUCAGAGUAAACCGGGACUCCAGUUUGAUUUGGAGUAACUUCAGUUUUUUGAAGAGGUCUCGAUGGUCUGCUUUUCAUGCAGAAAGCACGUGCACUAAAUUGACAAGUCUCUUGAUUGCAUGCCCGCGCGCAGAGGAUCCGAUCUGUCUGGAGUUUGAAAUCGCGCGCGCGGAGGAAAAAAAAAAAAAGGCAAAAACUUCUGUCUUUUUUCGCAAACGGCCGUGCGUCGAGAGCAAGCCUCCUGAGGGACGAUGUUGCGGCUGUUCGUGGCUUGGAGCACGCUCGUGGCUCUGUGCGUGAUGGUGGAGGGAGCGCGCGGCGGCGGGUACGGCAUGAGCAUGUUCGCCGCGCAGUCCUCCCCGCCCGACCCGUGCUACGACGAGAACGGCAACCCGCGACGCUGCAUCCCGGACUUCGUGAACGCGGCAUUCGGCAAGGACGUGCGCGCGUCCAGCACGUGCGGCACUCCGGCGGCGCGCUACUGCGUGGUGAGCGAGAAGGGCGACGAGAGGACGCGCGACUGCCACACGUGCGACGCGACCGACCCGAAGAAGGCGCAUCCGGCCGCGUACCUCACCGACCUCAACAACCCGCACAACCUGACGUGCUGGCAGUCCGAGAGCUACGUGCAGCACCCGCAGAACGUCACCCUCACGCUCUCGCUGGGCAAAAAGUUCGAGGUGACCUACGUGAGCCUGCAGUUCUGCUCUCCGCGGCCCGAGUCCAUGGCCAUCUACAAGUCGAUGGACUACGGCAAGACAUGGACGCCUUUCCAGUUCUACUCGACGCAGUGCAAAAAGAUGUACAACCGACCGAGUCGCGCGGCCAUCACCAAGCAGAACGAGCAGGAGGCGAUCUGCACCGACUCGCACACGGACAUGCAGCCGCUCGCGGGCGGCCUCAUCGCGUUCAGCACUCUGGACGGCAGGCCGUCGGCGCACGACUUUGAUAACUCUCCCGUGCUGCAGGACUGGGUCACGGCCACUGAUAUCAAGGUGACGUUCAGCCGCUUGCACACGUUCGGCGACGAGAACGAGGACGACUCGGAGCUCGCCAGGGACUCGUACUUCUACUCGGUGUCUGAUCUGCAGGUGGGGGGCCGCUGCAAGUGUAACGGACACGCGUCGAAGUGCGUGCGCGACCGCGACGGCAACCUGGUGUGCGAGUGCAAACAUAACACUGCGGGACCCGAGUGCGACAGGUGCAAACCCUUCCACUAUGACCGGCCGUGGCAGCGCGCGACAGCCAGGGAGGCCAACGAGUGCGUCCCUUGUCACUGUAACCUACACGCUCGCCGCUGUCGGUUCAACAUGGAGCUGUAUAAGCUCUCAGGACGCAGGAGCGGAGGAGUUUGCCUCAACUGCAGACACAACACCGCCGGACGCCACUGUCACUACUGCAAAGAGGGCUACUACCGAGACAUGACGAAGCCCAUCUCGCACAGACGAGCCUGCAAAGCGUGUGACUGUCACCCAGUCGGUGCUGCAGGGAAGACCUGUAACCAGACCACAGGCCAGUGUCCGUGCAAGGAUGGUGUGACUGGUAUUACUUGCAACCGCUGUGCUAAAGGCUACCAGCAGAGUCGCUCACCCAUCGCCCCAUGCAUCAAGAUUCCAGUCGCAUCCCCCACUGCAACGUACAUCAGUCCUGAAGAACCAUCAGAUUGCGAAUCCCAUUGCAAGGCCUCCAAGGGCAAAAUGAAGGUCACCAUGAAGAAAUAUUGCAAGAAGGACUUUGCUGUCCAAGUUCAUGUGCUGAAGGGUGACAAGGCAGGCGAGUGGUGGAAGUUCACCAUUAACAUCAUCUCGGUGUACAAGCAGGGCGGGCAUCGCAUCCGACGUGGUGACCAGCUGUUGUGGGUACGUGCCAAGGACGUGGCCUGCAAGUGCCCGAAGAUCAAGCCAGGCAGGAAGUACCUGUUACUGGGCUCAGACGAUGAGGACUCACGUGGCCAAAGCGGUGUUGUGGCUGACAAGGCCAGCCUGCUCGUCCCCUGGAAGGACCAGUGGGCCCGUCGCCUCCGCAAGUUCCAGCAGCGUGACAAGAGGGGCAAAUGCUGAAGCAGCCAGCAACAGCAAUCAGCACAGGAAGAAGGGAGACAAAGGAAGGAUUGGAGGAAGGACCGAGUGCUGCUAAGCAGACUGAUAUUGCAAGCCUCUGGUAGAAACAGUUGUGAAGGAAUUCGGAUUUCACAGUUGUCUUCAGCCGUUUUUUUUUUUUUCCAGUUUAUUUCUUUUUUUUUUGUUUUGUAUUGUGGAUUUUGCAGAGUUUGCACCUAAUUUUACAUAUACAGUAUGUAAAGUCAUUUUUCCAGUGAUUGGUUUGGUGUCCCUCACUCUAUUUCUUUUUAUAGAGCUUGACAUUCUCUGUCCCUUUUUACCGAAUUAGCUACUGUCUCACAUGUCUGAGUUGAG
This is a messenger RNA of Clarias gariepinus (North African catfish), 2954 nucleotides long. RefSeq names its product netrin 1b (gene ntn1b). The coding region runs from base 792 to 2600 and encodes 602 amino acids. Lineage: Eukaryota; Metazoa; Chordata; Actinopteri; Siluriformes; Clariidae. Gene Ontology annotation, molecular function: protein binding. The record is from RefSeq and is a predicted model, not a curated record. The transcript has 6 exons.